Eimeria necatrix is the source of this 597-nucleotide messenger RNA. RefSeq lists its product as hypothetical. The record is from RefSeq and is a predicted model, not a curated record. Lineage: Eukaryota; Apicomplexa; Conoidasida; Eucoccidiorida; Eimeriidae. The transcript is spliced from 4 exons. Bases 1 to 597 code for a protein of 198 amino acids.
AUGAGACAAGACAAAGUGUCUCGGUUUUGCUCAUUAGGGGUCGGGAUUAACGCCAAGACUUCAAGACCUACGGCCUCAAAUGCAGGGUUUAGGCUGAAAACCCUAAAAAGGCAUUUAAAGGAGAAGGAAAGAUGGGGGUCUAAAGCAGCAGAGGCGCUGCAGAAGCAGCUGCGAGAGCAGCAGCAGCAAGAAGCAGCAGACAGCAAGUUGCUGCAGCAGCAGCUGCAGCAGAAGCAGCAGCAGCAGCAGCAGCUGCUGCUGCAGCAGAAGCAUAUCGCCAAACAAUUCGACAAUGAAAUCGGAGACACGCAGCGGGCCAUGAAGGAGCUGCAGCAAAAGUGCAAUUCGCUGGAGGCGGAGUUUCUGUCGCUGCUGCAGUCCGUGCUGCAGCUGCUGCAGCAGCAGCUGCAGCAGCCAGCAGCAGUGGAGAAGGAACUUGCUGCUGCUUUUGAAAAACAAAUGCAGCAAAUUAAAAAUGAAGUUAUUUUUAAAAUUCAAAACUUAGAAACAAAGUCCGAAAAUAAAGAAACCCUCGGAGAUGCCUGGAGGCAAAUCGGCAUGCAGCCGCCCCACGCUGUCACCAAACUCGGCGUCUAA